AUGAACAUACUUGCUAAUGCGCUCAUCCUUUUCAUGAGCUUGGGAUUGAAAGCCCACAGUUUACAUGAUCGGCCCAUGGUCUAUGGAUUUGAUAACGUGAGCCCGAGGUUCUACCCCAAUCUCACAUGGACUCCAUGUUUUGAUGCCUUUGGUUGUUCAAGACUGGAAGUUCCAGUGGAUUAUGCGAACAGAAGUCUUGGUACAACGUCGAUUGCCUUCAUCAAGCUGGCUGGCAAAAAUGCGACCGUCAAGUCUCCGAGCAUUGUACUCAUCCCUGGCGGCCCGGGUGGUUCUGGUGUUGACCUCCUCCUCACAUACCAGACUAUCGUCGGACAAAUGUUUGGAGAGCAAUACAACUUCGUCUCCUUUGACCCUCGCGGCGUGAACAACAGUGGCUUGCAUUUAGACUGUUUCUCAAAGGACACAGAAGCCAGAUCGACUUUCUAUCGACUACACAGAACAGGCGCUACUAAUAUUUCGUCGACAUCGCUUGAGGAACAGUACUAUUCAAGCUCUAUCUAUGGAGACUGGUGCAACAAUGCCAUGGAGAACAAGUCGCCCCAUUCGUACUAUGUGACCACGCCCGCCGUUGCACAUGAUUUGCUUACCUUUACCGAAGCUGAGGCCCAAAUGGCCGAUCAAUCACCGUCAGCCGCCAAAUUGUGGUGUUAUAGCCUCAGUUACGGCACGGUCAUCGGGAGCACUUUCGCUUCUAUGUUUCCUGACCGCGUUGGAAGGAUGGUCCUGGACGGUGUUCUAAACGCAGAGCAAUACUACAACAACUAUUGGACAGACAAUGUCGAUCAAAUGGACGAGGCCAUGGAAACAUUCUCGACCUUCUGCCAUUCUGCAGGGCCUGCAAAGUGCUCAUUUUGGGGUCCCACGCCGGCCAACAUCACGGAAAGAAUGGAUGGCAUCAUCCGUCAACUUCAGAACCAUCCAGUCCCGCUGAGCCGCGUUGGCAAUCCAGACUUGCUGCCAACAAUGGUCACUUAUCCAGACCUAAAGACUCUUUUUCUCAACACAAUUUACACCCCGCUCGCAAGCUUUCCCAGCAUGGCGGACAUCCUACACCAAGCCGAGCAGGGGAACUUUUCUGCUCUUGCGGGCUUGUAUGACCAGUCAAAUUCGAUAACGGAUGCCCGUCUUGCCAUUACAUGCACCGAUUCGUAUCGGAAAAACAAGCUUACUACCAUUGAAGAGUUCGGGACUUGGGCGGAGUACACGAUAUCCAAGAGCAAGUACAUCGGCGAUAUCUACCCAAUCUAUCUGGAAGGUGAUAUCAGCGCAAUAAAGACGCCUACGUCCUUCCCGAUCCUCUUUGCGAGUAACACCAUCGACCCUAUCACGCCGCUAAUCUCGGCGCGCAAAAUGUCCUCUCGGUUUGCCGGAUCGGUACUUCUCAUGCAAGAAGCUAUUGGUCAUACGGUCAUCGACCAGGGGGCGUCAGACUGUUACUUUGAGAAGAUUCAGGCAUACUUCCAAGGCAUCGUUCCAGUGUCGAACACUACCUGCCCGCGGCAGUAUACUCCUUUCAUAGAUUCCUCGCCUUUCUAG
Molecule: messenger RNA, 1557 nt
Organism: Aspergillus uvarum CBS 121591
Lineage: Eukaryota; Fungi; Ascomycota; Eurotiomycetes; Eurotiales; Aspergillaceae
Product: alpha/beta-hydrolase
Exons: 6
Coding region: 1-1557 (518 amino acids)
Source: RefSeq, a predicted model, not a curated record